This is a messenger RNA of Triticum turgidum subsp. durum (durum wheat), 1860 nucleotides long. NCBI's taxonomy places the organism in Eukaryota, Viridiplantae, Streptophyta, Magnoliopsida, Poales, Poaceae. The record is from the annotation of a GenBank genome assembly.
AUGGCUACGAACCCCGGCAUCCUCAGCGAGUGGCCAUGGAAGAGACUCGGCAGCUUCAAGUAUCUUGUGCUGGCGCCAUGGGUGGUGCACGGGUGCCACCUCGCGGCGACCAAGGGGUGGAGGGAGCUGGACCCGGGCUACAUUGCCAUUCUCCCGUCGAUGCUGCUCCGGGCGCUCCACGACCAGGCAUGGAUCACCGUGUCCCGCCUCUACAACGCGCGCGGGAAGCGCCAGAUCGUCGACCGCGGCAUCGAGUUCGACCAGGUCGACCGCGAGCGCAACUGGGACGACCAGAUCAUCCUGAGUGCCAUCCUGCUGCUCCUUGGCUCGCUGUACCUGCCGGGUGGGCAGAACCUGCCAUGGUGGAGGAUUGAUGGCGCAGUGCUGCUGGUGCUGCUUCACGCCGGCCCGGUCGAGUUCCUCUACUACUGGUUCCACCGCGCGCUGCACCACCACUUCCUCUACACCCGCUACCAUUCGCACCACCACGCCUCCAUUGUCACCGAGCCAAUCACAUCCGUAAUCCAUCCAUUUGCCGAGCUACUAGCCUAUCAACUGCUGUUCUCGGUCCCAAUGAUCACCUGCGCACUGACCGGAACCGCCUCCAUAAUCACGUUCGAGAUGUAUGUGAUCUACAUUGACUUCAUGAACAACAUGGGCCACUGCAACUUCGAACUGGUACCUAAUCGGCUCUUCAAAUGGAUCCCCCCUCUCAAGUAUCUCAUGUAUACACCAUCGUUUCAUUCUCUUCACCACACCCAGUUCCGGACAAACUACUCUCUUUUCAUGCCAUUCUAUGACUACAUAUACAACACCAUGGACAAGUCGACGGACGCGCUGUACGAAAACUCACUAAAGGGCAAGGAGAAAGAAGUAGAUGUGGUUCACCUUACGCAUCUUACCAGCCUGCAGUCUAUCUACCAUAUAAGGACCGGGUUCGCCCAGUAUGCCUCCAAGCCAUACACUUCCAUGUGGCAGUUGCGGAUCAUGUGGCCCGUGUCAUGGCUGUCCAUGGUACUGACGUGGGCAUACGGUUCUUGGUUCACCGUUGAGAGGAAUUCCAUGAAGAAGCUCCGUAUGCAGUCGUGGGCUAUACCAAGAUACAGUUUCCAUUAUGGACUGAACAAGGAGAAGGAAGCAAUCAAUGACCUGAUUGAGAAGGCGAUAUCUGAAGCUGGUAAGAAAGGAGCAAAAGUUGUUAGCCUUGGACUUCUGAAUCAGGCGCAUAGCCUCAAUGGAAGUGGAGAACUUUAUCUGCAGAAAUACCCAAAGAUGGGGGUAAGACUUGUGGAUGGCACUAGCCUAGCUGCUGCAGUGGUCAUCGACACUAUUCCCCGAGGCACAAAUCAAGUUAUCCUAGCGGGAAAGAUUUCGAAGGUGGCUCGUAGUGUUGCUGCGGCACUCUGCAAGAAAAACGUCAAAGUCAUAAUGACAAACAAGCAGGAGUACCAUCUCCUGAAGCCUUGUAUACCAGAAAAUGAAGCCGGGAAUCUUUUAUUAUCAACAACUAGCACUACAGAGGUGUGGCUCAUUGGAGAAGGUCUGGAUGCUGCUGAGCAGUUCAGGGCACCGCAAGGAACAAAGUUCAUCCCAUUCUCACAGUUCCCGCCAAAGAUGGCGCGCAAGGACUGCUGCACCUAUGCUAUGACUCCUGCAAUGGGUGUACCUGAAUCGAUGCAAAACGUGCACUCGUGCGAGAAUUGGCUGCCAAGGAGGGUCAUGAGCGCGUGGCGCGUCGCUGGAAUUGUUCAUGCAUUGGAGGGAUGGAGCGAGGAUGAGUGCGGAGAUACAGUGCUGGACCUGGAGAAAGUGUGGUCUGCGGCAAUUAUGCAUGGGUUCCGCCCUGUUGCACAACUUUGA